AUGGAUGAAGAGGAUUUCCAAUCAUUGAGCAAGGGAGUAUUCGUUAUUCCAUUUCGAUCAGCUUCAAGCGAAGCGGGCCCUUCAAGACCUCGUCCACUUGACCAACUCUACAAAUCCACAUUAGAUCAUUAUGAGCAAGCUUAUUCAGUAUAUGCCGCUGAGAGGACAACAGAACAACUUGAUGGUAUAUCAGACUGGCUUGACCGAUGUUCUGCUCCUCCACUGUUGAAACUUCAGAACCCAAUCUACCGACUAGAAGUGGGUAUAUUACACAAUGCAGAUACAAAUACAUCUAGCUCACUCUCCCCUCUUUUGUAUGUAACCGGUGCUACGACAUGUAUAUUGAAUGGGAAAGACGCGAGCGACGUAGGAUCGGCAAUGAAGAGUAUGGCUAUUGGGUUCAUAGGUGACACACGUGUUGCAGGGAUGAAAACUGGUCGAACAGGUAUUGAAGAAGUUGAGCUUUGGUACCAAAGUCAAAAAAAGAAGUCACCUUUACUGUUACAUAUUCAAGAAGCUCAGCUUGUUCCAUCCUCCGUCCUAGGCGAAUUGAUGUAUAUCCUCUCUUUACAUCCAGAUUUGCCUAUACGUCUCCUUCUUUCCGUUCCAUCCAUUACACAUUUCUUAUCAUCUUGGACGCCGAUUGAAAUUAGUUCGAUAGCUUUAACUAUCCUUUCGCCAAGUAAUAAAAGAAGAAAUACAGGUAUCGGGUCAAUUCUUAAUGCUAGCGAAUCUGCUCCAAUGAAGAUAUCAGAUGAUUUAGCGGAUGAAAUCCGCUCGGAGGAGCACAAAACUGGAGGUGGCGCUAGAUUAGCUUUGAAAACCAUCAAAUGGUUAUUGUUACACCAUUCGAUGAAUUCACCACUUUCGAGAUUGGCUUUAUCGACGGAUCCAAUCAAGUUACAGAAGUUGCGAUCGUUGCUAGAUAUUGUAUUAGAGAAUCCGGAUGAUCGUACUUUGCCUGGUGGAGAACUGUUUCAACUCACUUCGAAUAAAGAUUUAUCAUCCGCACUCAACCCUGCACCUCGGACCUCAAUCCUGCAUGCUUUAUCAAGUUCUGGUGAUUUCAUUCGCUCCUCCAUGGUGCAUGAUCAGGCUGAAAACGGCAAUACAGCACGCGAUCCGUCUCCUACGCCACAAAAUGCCUCUCGACCUAAACGGAAAUCGCUUCCCUCAGACGAAGCGCAGAUCAUGCAAAACAGUAAACGAAAGCGCUCGGAAGACAACGCUGAAGCUGAAAAUGGAGAUGAUCAUGAAGUAAAAACGAGAGGAGAGGAAUUGAAAGAAUUACAAAUGCUAUUUGACCUGUGGAGGGGUGCAGGUCGAUCAGUCAAUCUUUGGGACUGGUUGGAAGGUUUUAGUGGAGCUAUGGCAGAUGAUCCUCAAGAGCAAGAAUCAUCAGGAAAACCGGAUAACGAUGGGAUGGCCAUAAAUGGCGUUGCUUCUGAGAGAACCGGCGAGGCUAAUGACCAUGGCGAGGAGAAAGACAAAAACGUAGAUGAGGAAAAUGAAGCUCGAUUACAUGCUGUAUUCAUCAGAUUUGUAGAAGAAGCUAGGAUGAUAGGACUGAUCAGAGCAAGAGGAAAAGGAAGGAGAGCCGAUGAGGUGGUAAAAGGUGUCGCAUUGGUAUGA
Molecule: messenger RNA, 1632 nt
Organism: Kwoniella shivajii
Lineage: Eukaryota; Fungi; Basidiomycota; Tremellomycetes; Tremellales; Cryptococcaceae
Exons: 11
Coding region: 1-1632 (543 amino acids)
Biological process (GO): DNA replication; DNA replication initiation
Cellular component (GO): DNA replication preinitiation complex; nuclear pre-replicative complex; nuclear origin of replication recognition complex
Molecular function (GO): DNA replication origin binding
Source: RefSeq, a predicted model, not a curated record